AUGACCCCCGUGGUACUUGACACUUUGGAGGAUGACCCCAUGGAGGAUGACCCCGUGGAGUAUGACCCCGUGGAGGAUGACCCCGUGGAGUAUGACCCCAUGGAGGAUGACCCCGUGGAGGAUGACCCCGUGGAAUAUGACCCCGUGGAGUAUGACCCCGUGGAGGAUGACCCCGUGGAGGAUGACCCCGUGGAGUAUGACCCCGUGGAGGAUGACCCCGUGGAGGAUGACCCCGUGGAGUAUGACCCCGUGGAGUAUGACCCCGUAAAGGAUGACCCCGUGGAGGAUGACCCCGUGGAGGAUGACCCCGUGGAGGAUGACCCCGUGGAGUAUGACCCCGUGGAGGAUGACCCCGUGGAGGAUGACCCCGUGGAGGAUGACCCCGAUGACCCCGUGGAGUAUGACCCCGUGGAGGAUGACCCCGUGGAGGAUGACCCCGUGGAGGAUGACCCCGUGGAGUAUGACCCCGUGGAGGAUGACCCCGUGGAGUAUGACCCCGUGGAGUAUGACCCCGUGGAGGAUGACCCCGUGGAGGAAGACCCCGUGGAGGAUGACCCCGUGGAGGAUGACCCCGUGGAGGAUGACCCCGUGGAGGAUGACCCCGUGGAGUAUGACCCCGUGGAGUAUGACCCCGUGGAGGAUGACCCCGUGGAGGAGGAGGAGACCCCGUGGAGGAUGACCCCGUGGAGGAUGACCCCGUGGAGGAUGACCCCGUGGAGGAUGACCCCGUGGAGGAUGACCCCGUGGAGGAUGCCCCCGUGUGUGAGAGGACGGCGGAGCGCGGGCGUGGAGGGCCAGGUGGUGCACUUCCACGUGGCGGUGCCGGUGCGACGCGUCUACCACCACGAUCACGACGUCAAGCAGGCCACGUGUCGCUUGUGGAAGACCGGCGGGCCGGUGCCACACGACCCGGCCCACGACACCGUUACCGUCACCCUCUACCAGAUGAACAACCUCAAUCGCAAGCGCCGUCGCCGCAAGCAGGAGCCCGUCUUGAUCCAGUCUCUCAACGUGUCCGUGGCCGGGGAUGAGUGGUUGUCCGUGGACGUGACGGACACUGUGCGGGAUUGGCUGGGUACGCCGCGGGACGACGCUGGCGUUUUGGUGCAGUGCCCUGACUGCGGUGCCGCUGGCGUCACCAUCCACACAGGUGCCAACUCCUCCAACACCACCUAUGUGCCCACGCUGGACGUGCAGACUCAGGUGCCGGCGGGGCGGAGAAUGAAGAGGUCUCCUCAAAUGAAACGGGCCACCGAUGCCACAUGGCGGAGACGCGGCGAUUGUCGCGACAUGAAUUCCAGCGGCCGCCCUCGCCGCUCGCGCUGUUGUCGGCGCUCCAUGAAGGUGCGCUUCAAAGACCUCCCCGACUUCGAUUUUGUAGAAUCUCCCGCCAAUUUCGACGCUUUCUACUGCAGCGGGAGGUGCCCGCCCCGCUUCAACCCGGCCAACGAGCACGCGUUGCUACAGUCUCUCAUAAAACUGAAACACAAGAAAAAUAUCCCGCGGCCCUGCUGCGCCCCUACGGCCCUGAAAGGGCUGCACAUCCUGCACUUCAACGACCAGGGCAAGCUGACCACGACCUACUGGGAUGACAUGAUUGUCACAGAGUGCGGCUGUGCCUGAGUCAGCCUGCCGCACAACCUCUUAGUCCAGCAGCAGCAGAGGCCGGGCUGAGUCCCGAGUCAGAGGGUACCCACCGCAGCCGCAGGGUAGUCCUCACUAGUCACUCCCACUACGCUUCCUGAACCGGCAGGGGCGGCGUCGCCACAGGGUGAGCCCCGUGCGUCGCCAUAGGGUUAGCCCCGUGCGUCGCCAUAGGGUUAGUCCCAUGUGUCGCCACAGGGUGAGUCCCGUACUCUCUUCCACGCUGCCGGCGGCGUCAAGGUGCCCCUGGCUGCCUCGCCGUGUGACCCACAGUGUGCUCCAUGUUCCGGUGUUCAGGUGUACACUCCGGUGUUCCGUGUUUUGUGUACGUGACUUUGUUCCUCCAUGCAUCAUGGUGUUCCUUAGUUGACUGGCAACUCGCAGAAGGACUUAACAUUCCGCUACAUUAGGCGGUAGUGUGUUGAUGUGCACACACAGAGUACUGCCCCCACCCUCCUAAUGCAAACCAGCGCCUCCAAUCCCCACCCCAACCCACCCAACCUUCCUUCCCCUCCAAUCAAAUACCCUCACGCAGAAACCCCUGAAACCAAGCGCCUGCCUUGUCAACUAUCCUCACCCACAGACAUCUACCCAGCAAUAACUCCUAACCUGUUAACCCUUAGACUGCGCCACACGUCAGUUGACAUAUAAGGGCACACAGAAUCAUACUGUGACUUUUGUCAGUUGAUGUUUAGCAACACAGCAACCCUCAAGAACAGUGAGUUCUGCUUAUAAAUUCAACAAAAUGUUAACAAUAACUGACCUCUCGGCUAAUGUUAUCAAAUUCGAAGGUAGGUGUUAUUAAACAUAAAAAGGUUCUUAACUAUAGACACAUUUGGGGGUUGUGUGCAUCAUUCCGCAUGAGAAUAAUUGCAUUUUCAUCCAAAAACUAUAAGAAAGUAGAGAAAGCGGUGACUUUUUUAUCCAAAUUUCAGGAUCUGCGUUAAUAUCACCAGGGUUUAAUUAAUAUGAAAUUAUUUAUAUGGAGCAUUAUUAUUUUUAUAAACUGUUUUCGUUUUCUCCGCAUUUCUCAUUCACAAAGAAAAACUAAUACAUUGAUUUGUUUUCGAGUAUUUUAAGAUUUGCGCAUAUGGGUAAGUUUAUCUGAAAACAAAAAUAUGCAGCUAAGGGUACAUUCCUUUGCUCAACCAAGCAUCCAGCUUCCUAGCUUCCCCCGUCAACUCUUCAAUCGCGUUUCUUGCCCUUUGAAUUCCCUUGCCCCAUCAUUCUUACAACCCCCCCAUUCUUGCAGCCCCCCUCCCCCCCCUCUCUCUCUCUCUCUCUCUCUCUCUCUCUCUCUCUCUCUCUCUCUCUCUCUCUCUCUCUCUCUCUCUCUCUCUCUCUCUCUCUCUCUUUCCAUACUGUCCUCCGUCAGCCCCCGACCCCACCCUUCCUUCCUAAAUAACAAUGUGUUUCCUGCCCCCCUCUUGUAGACGGUCGAUCGACGGUCUCGCUUCCUGCAGGUCGGCGUUCAAUCCCCCGACCGUCCAAGUGGUUUGGCAUUAUUCCUUCCCCCCCCCCCCCCACCGUCCCAUCCCAAAUCCUUAUCCUGAUCCCUUCCCAGUGCUAUAGUCGUGAUGGCUUGGCACUUUCUCCUGAUAGUUCCCUUCAACAGUAAUUUCCCGUUUUAAACUCUCCCGAUACCCAGGUGCUCUCAGUCGCCUUAGUACCAUCCUUCAUACUGAUACCACUCUUCACCCUGAUGCCAUCCAUCAUACUGAUACCAUCCUUCACCCUGAUACCAUCCUUCACCCUGAUAGCACCCUUCGCUCCUGAUAUUCUUGGUUUUCAAUUAAAAUUUCCCUCUUAAUAUUUUCCUAUUUGGCCUCUCUCUUCUCUCCUGCUUCGUUCUCUCGCUCCUGCUUCUCUCCCUCCCUCUUGCUUCCCUCCCUCCCCCUCUUCCCAGUUCCUUCGUGCUCUGCCUCCAUUGCAUGCCUUACCCAGUACCCUCCCUCCGACCAUUACCCCCUCCCACCUCUCAACCAUCCCACAACUUCCCUCGACCCAUUGCAGCACAAAUACCCUCCCCUUCCAUCACACCCCCACCCCCUUCCAUCACAC
Messenger RNA from Procambarus clarkii (red swamp crayfish), 3705 nucleotides. The record is from RefSeq and is a predicted model, not a curated record. NCBI's taxonomy places the organism in Eukaryota, Metazoa, Arthropoda, Malacostraca, Decapoda, Cambaridae.